Pelobates fuscus (common spadefoot toad) is the source of this 1471-nucleotide messenger RNA. Its product is annotated as nuclear receptor coactivator 5-like. NCBI's taxonomy places the organism in Eukaryota, Metazoa, Chordata, Amphibia, Anura, Pelobatidae. The coding region runs from base 1 to 1143 and encodes 380 amino acids. Gene Ontology annotation, biological process: regulation of signal transduction. Gene Ontology annotation, cellular component: nucleoplasm. The transcript has a single exon. The record is from RefSeq and is a predicted model, not a curated record.
AUGAUGUACAGUGAGCAGACAGAACUACACAGCAAGACAUUAAAGAAUGAUAAUCUUCAGGCUUUGGAAGAUGUUACGAGAGGUGGUACUCCCUUUGCAAUUGUGAUAACUCAGCAGCAUCAAGUGCAUCGCUCUUGCACAGUUAACAUCUUAUUUGGCACACCUCAAGAACAUCGAAACAUGCCACUGGCUGAUGCCAUGGUGCUUGUGGCUAGGAACCAUGAACAGUUUAAAUCUGAAGCUCGAGACAAAGAGAGGGAGGAUAUUGCACGUCAAGCAACAAAGAUGUCUACAGAUGCUCUUCUGAGAGAGCGUGCGCCACCUAUGGAUGAAGGUUUGAGAGGAACUCAUCCUCCAACUAUACAGCCCUUGCUGGCACUGCUUGCAGAUAAUAGAUAUGUUACUCCUGAAGAGAUGGACAAGGUCAUCCUUUACCUUCGUGACCGCAAGGAUAGAUUGUUGUCUGCAGAUCCAUUGUCGUCCCAGCUCUCAAGGCCACAGAUGGGAUCAUCUCAAGUGACUUCCAUGGACAGUCAAUCUGGUCUCACAAAUAAUAAAGUCAUGCAGAUGAGUCAGCAGAUGAGUCAGCCAAUGAGUUCUGCUCCCCAAGCACAACAGUCUUUAAGCAACCCUCAGCAGGAGCUUCAGGCAAAAAUACUCAGUCUUUUCAACAGCGGCUCUCAAGCUAACAUCAACCCAGCUGGCCCUGUAGGUGCUUCUGUAGCUGCUCCAAACCAGGGCUAUGGGAAUGUUGGCAAUUCUCAACUGCGUCCCGGGCAAAUGAAUACAUCACCUCUUGGCCAAGUGCAGAGAAAUCAGCCAGCCAUGAACCAGCAUCCUAAUGUCAUGGGUGUUGGGGUACCUAUAAGAAAUACCAUUCCUCGACCUGGUGGUCCUUUACCAUCACAAGCUGUUUACGGGCAACUCCAGAACCAUGCCCAGGUACCUGUUAAUGUACAGGGCCAAAGGCCAGCUGGUUCUGCAGGUAUAAACUUUGAUAACCCUAGUGUCCAAAAGGCAUUGAAUACACUGAUCCAGAGUGGUCCUGCUCUUUCUCACCUAGUGAAUCAGACCGCAGGCCAAGGAGGCCGUGGUGGGCUUCCACCUCAGCCUUCAAUGGGAUCUUAUCAGCGUCACUAUUAGUGCAAUGUGAUAGAUCUUCUAACCACUGCAUUGUCCACCUCAAGAUCCAUGUUUUGUUUUUGUUUUUUCACAAAGCUUCUCCAGGAUGUGCUUAUAGAGAAAUGGGACUUUUAGUUAGUAACUGAACGUUAAUAUUUUGACCAACUCUUGUGCAAUGAAGCAUAUUUUUUAUUUUUUUUAACCCUUUCCUUGGCUAUGGAGAGCACUGCAUGUGUGUAGCUUUUUUGUGCAAAGGUUUACUAGUUUAAGCAUUUUCUUGUACAUUUAAUUCUUACAUCAAAAUGUGUUCUGCAGCAAAUUUUUAAAUAAACCUUUAAAUGCUAAAGAA